UUUGAAAAAAUGGCAGUGCCACAUGAUAAUUUGGUAGACUUACUGCCUGACUGCUGUACUCUAUUCUUAUUUAACAGAGUAUCGUAGGCUGACAGGCCUAACGCAUCAGGUGUUUUUCUUUGCUAGUUCGCAAGAAAAAAUUGACCAAUAUCGGAAUAUGCAGAUAUGUAAAAGCUGCCAUAAUACAGUAAUAGGCCUUUGUUGUCAGUUACAGGGUUACCGGUAUACAGUUGUAGACUAGUUAAGCUAAAUAUCGCUAUAAUCUUCAGAGUUUCAAACUAAAUUCUAAAAUUGGAUUCCACAAUCUAAUUUAGCUCUUUUUUCAUCAAUAUUGUACUAUGUUAAACAUAACUUGAAAUUAAACUUUUCCUAGUUGUAGUUUUGUCUCUAUUACUGUUCUAACACUUCAGCGAUAUUGAUAAUCUGUUCCAGUGAGUUCGAAAAAGUCAUGUAAGCAUGAAAAGCACGAAGGGAAAUUAAGAAGAAAGCAAGCCAAGCUACCAAACUUCCAAAAUGCUUCGCAACUUCAGCUCAUACUUUGUCAACAAAUUUCAGCCAGCUACAAUCUUGUACAAGCAACAAUUAAAAAAAGUGUCAUCAUCCUCUCCGCCUGUACUGAAACCGGUUCUUGGUGAACGAGCUUCCACAAUUAAAACAUUCAGCAAUCAAGAUGUUCAAACUUUUGCCGAAUUGACAGGAGAUGAUAAUCCGCUUCAUUUUGAUCACAAGUUUGUUAACCAAUCAGGGGUAUUUCAAAAACCCAUUGUUCAUGGUGCAUUAGUUAACGGCCUUGUUUCAGGCGUAAUUGGUACGCAGUUACCUGGUCCAGGAAGUGUUGUAGUUGAACAAUCGUCACGAUUUUUGGCGCCUUUAUAUGUUGGAGACACUGUCAGAGUAGAAGUUAUCAUAACUUCUAUCAAAAAACGAUUUCUGGAUUUGGCAAUUGAAUGUAUCAAUAUGGAUGCUGAAGAAGAGAAAAAGGUUAUGCUCGGGAAAGUGACUGUUAUGAUGACAAAAAAGAAUUGACUUGUUUUUUUCCUCUUUAUUGAUAAAAAUUAUGCCACAAUGUGACCUUUUUUGACUAUUAAGUCAAAUAUAUAUGUUGUGAUGCAUACACUGUUCAUUGAUUGUUUUGUAAAAAUUUGUUCUGUGUGUUUGUUAAUAGACAUAUAUUUAGUGCUGCUGUAUUAUGCUGAGAUAUUUCGUGUUAUCAAAGAUUUUCAAAUUUGAUGAGCUAGUUUUGAAUUGAUUGAAUAUUUAACUUUAUUGUAGUAACAAACUCAUUCAUUUUGCUGCAAUUUAGGGUAAUUUGACAAAAAGUACCUUCGUUUCACUUAGAUUUUUGUAAUUGUUAAUAAAUUUCCUUCUCAUUCAUUUCACAUUACAAGCAUUCAAAAUUGUUAUACCACGAUUUGAAUUUUACUUGAACGCAUUUGUUCAUGUAAUGUUGCAGUAUGUCAUGGAUAUAAACUAGAAAUAAAUUGUUUUUCGUUGAAUAUACUCAAUGCCUUUGAAGUAAUUUUUUGGAGCGUUUUUUGAUGUUGUAAGCAAAGCUUAAAAAACUAAUUUUAUUUUUGCUAGGAAGCAGUGCAUUAUUAUCAACAUAUUUUUCAUAGUGUUGUUAAUAACAUGAAAUCUUUUUAGA
Messenger RNA from Styela clava, 1645 nucleotides. Its product is annotated as (R)-specific enoyl-CoA hydratase-like. The record is from RefSeq and is a predicted model, not a curated record. Gene Ontology annotation, molecular function: (3R)-hydroxyacyl-[acyl-carrier-protein] dehydratase activity. Gene Ontology annotation, biological process: fatty acid biosynthetic process. Lineage: Eukaryota; Metazoa; Chordata; Ascidiacea; Stolidobranchia; Styelidae. Gene Ontology annotation, cellular component: mitochondrion.